AUGGAGGUGAAGAAAGAUGGAGGAGGAGGGGUGCCUUGGUCUUCCACAGGUCCCUCUUCUGCUCCCUCAAACCCUGCCUGCCACAGGAGCACGCUCAUGGUCUUUUUCAUCUUCUUCCUUGUGAUUGGCGUCUUUCUAGGCUUAAUUAUUGCUUUCCUGGUGCAGGAGCAGCAUUAUUUUAUGGAGACACUGGAGCUGAGAGGUCUUAAGUAUGAUCCUGCUCUCCAGGAUGGAAACUCUGCUUUCUCAAUAGUGCUGUCAUCAGUUUUAAAAUCCAAGAUUAAAAAUGUCUUCACUGCUUCUUCAAUAUCUCAUCACUUCAUUGAUUGCAGUAUUGUUGCCUAUGGUAACAUUAAUGGGGACAUCAUGGCGACAUUCAGACUGGUUUUCAGGGUGUCCAGGGUCCAGCAGUAUUCAGAUAAUUUUGUCCAGGAUUUGCUGAGAGCAGGACUCAGCUCAGCAAUGCAUGGGAGGCCACUGCAGGUGCCAGAGUAUGGAAAUAUCAGCGCUUUUUUCUUACUGGGAGCCAGUGGGAAGUCAUUUUAUGCUAUCGGGGAUGAAAUGAUAGCCAGGUGUCCUGACAACACCUUCACCUGUGACAAUGGAGAAUGUGUCACAAAGGUGAAUCCAGAAUGUGACUUCAUCCCUGAUUGUGCAGAUGGAUCUGAUGAAGCCCACUGUGCCUGUGGUACUCGUCCUGUGAUGGGUAGUCGGGUCGUGGGCGGUGAAGACGCAAGGCAAGGAGAGUUGCCAUGGCAGGUCAGUCUGAGGCUCCAUGGACGCCACACUUGUGGAGCCUCCAUUAUCAGUGAGCGCUGGCUGGUCAGUGCCGCACACUGCUUUGAGAGGGACAAUGACCCCAGGGAGUGGACAGCCCUGAUAGGAGCCAGUCUAGUGAGUGGCGAGGAAACUGAGUCCAAAAUCGUCAACAUCAAGUCCUUGGUUGUAUCUCCAGACUACAAUCCGAUGACAACAGACAAUGAUGUGACUGUGCUUGAGCUGGAGACCCCUCUCACCUUCAACUCUUACAUCCAGCCUGUCUGCCUACCCGCCACAUCUCAUAUGUUUGUCCCAGGACACAGCUGUGUGGUGUCAGGGUGGGGGGCACUGCACCAGUUUAACCCUGCGGUUCCUCCCACGCUACAGAAGGCUGUGGUUAAGAUCAUUGACUCCAAGGUCUGCAACAAGUCUUCAGUAUACAGAGGAGCUGUUACUCACAACAUGAUGUGUGCUGGAUUCCUGCAGGGCAAGGUGGACUCUUGUCAGGGGGACUCUGGAGGGCCUCUGGUGUGUGAAGGGGCCCCAGGAAGGUUCUUCCUGGCUGGAGUGGUGAGCUGGGGCAUAGGAUGCGCCCAGGUCAACAGGCCAGGGGUUUAUUCGCGUGUCACCAGGCUUCGAAACUGGAUUCUUAGCCACACAGCCCCCAGCCUGGUACAUGACUACCCCUAUCACAUGGCCACUGUGCCAGCUCCUGUGACAGGAGGAAGCGCCAAUGAUGUGCCUGUGCUCUGGCCGACAGCCACGGAUAUUUUGUCUGCUCCAACAUUACCUGUUUCAAACUGCAGUAGUAACUUUCAGUGUAGCGCCACCUCCUGCAUCAGUAAGGUCAAUCCCGAGUGUGAUGGAGUCCCAGACUGCCCCAACCAGGCCGAUGAAAGGAACUGUGACUGUGGUGUGCGCCCUGCAUUGGGCUCUCACAAGAUUGUUGGUGGAGUUACAGCAAGAAGGGGGGAGUGGCCUUGGAUUGGCAGUCUGCAGUACCAGAGACUUCAUCGUUGUGGUGCUACACUCAUUCAUAGCAAGUGGCUAAUCACAGCUGCACACUGCUUCAAAAGUGAUCCCAGCCCCACUAACUGGGCUGUAAGCCUAGGAUCUGUACUGCGUUCAGGUGUAGGAGCCCUGGUCAUCCCCAUCCAGAGAAUCAUCAUCAACCCAGCCUUCAAUGGCACCAACAUGGACCACGAUGUGGCUCUGCUAGAGCUGACAGUCCCAGCCCCCAUGUCCUACACCAUCCAAUCUGUCUGUCUCCCAUCACCAGCACAUCGCUUCCUAAAGAAUGCAGAGUGCUACAUCACGGGCUGGGGAUCCAUGAGAGAAGGAGGUUCACUGACCAACCUGCUGCAGAAAGCUGCAGUGAGCAUUAUUGAGCAGGCAGACUGCCAGCAGUCAUAUGGAAACGUACUGACUUCUAACAUGAUGUGUGCGGGUUACAUGGAGGGAGGAAGGGACACCUGUUUGGGAGACUCCGGAGGGCCGCUGACCUGCCGUCACCAGUCUGGACAGUGGUUUAUAGCUGGAGUGACCAGCUGGGGACAUGGAUGUGGGCGAACUGGUUUUCCAGGGGUUUACACUCGUGUGACCUCUGUCAGGAAAUGGAUAUCUACAUACCUUCCUUUCUAAAGAACAGGGGAAAGAGAAGCUGAAUUUGAUACAAUAAAGGACGACUACAUGGGUGCAGAGGUCUCCCCUGAUGCAUUUCAUCCAGCAAGUACUGUAAAAGGACUUAAGUCAUCCUUAAUAUACUUAAUAAUACUGUGCAGUCAUUUGAACUGGGGUCCUCUCUCAUGUAAUGAAAAAUACUAAACUGAAGCCUAUGAAUAUUCUUCUGGAACGUGCAAGAUUCAUUGUAUUUAUUUCAGUUAUUUAUUUUUCUCUGCUGUACAGGGUGAUGUUUUUUCUGUUUUGUGCAGGUAUCAGAAUAUAUGUCGUUCAUUUAUGGGUACAUUUCCUUGUCUUUUUU
Molecule: messenger RNA, 2740 nt
Organism: Cheilinus undulatus (humphead wrasse)
Lineage: Eukaryota; Metazoa; Chordata; Actinopteri; Labriformes; Labridae
Gene: tmprss9
Product: transmembrane serine protease 9
Exons: 15
Coding region: 1-2400 (799 amino acids)
Biological process (GO): proteolysis
Molecular function (GO): protein binding; serine-type endopeptidase activity
Source: RefSeq, a predicted model, not a curated record